UGCAUACUCCCCUCAUUCUAGAGCCUUGUCAACACGAUCCAAUGUUUGAUGUGUUUUCAUACCAGACAAGGAAUUGAAGCCCCAGCUUCGACUCCGCUCUUUCCUACCCUUACCCUAAACCCUCCUCGCUCUUUCCCCAUGAGCAAAAUGCCCAGCCGUUCAAGAUUCCGCUGAGAUUGUACAGACCUUUCUUACAACUUACUCGUUCCUAUCCCGUUCUGAAUAAACGAUCCUACACUCAUGGUCUCCUCUCUUUUUCUUCUGGUAAGCAUCUGGAUUGCUCCGAUCAUUGUCCAUGCAGCAACACCUUUCACCGUGCCAUGGACGGGCCAGACGUACGGUCCGGAUGGUCCCUGGCAAGCUGUCCAGGUCAAAAUCGGCAGCGACCGGCAAGAGAUGGCUCUCUAUCCCGGAGGAGCCUGGCAGAGCUACAUCCUCCUCUCCUCAAUUUGCUCCAAUACUUCAUUAUCCUCCUACUGCUAUGCUAACCGGGCGGGUGUCUUCGACAAACUGACCUCCACCACGUAUGACGACACGGCCAUACGGCUGACCAUCAACGAUGGAACAUGGGGACCACUGCACUUUGGCGCUGCCACCGACAACCCCAUCUACGGCACCGCCAAGUGGGCUCUCGAUUUGAUCGAUAUCUCGGGGGUCACGGUGCCGAACGUCAGUCUGAACGUGGUGGACCAGGGGUACCAGAUAUACCCGGAUGGGACCAAUUACCCUCUCGAGCUUGGAGUCCUCUCCCUGGGAGCCCCCAGCCUACAACAGCAGUUCGCGAACCGAGGACAGGCCACCAUUAACGGCACCUUUUUCGACAGUUACCUGUUCACCUCCGGUGGCGGUCAGGCGAUCCCGUCCUACUCGUACGGGAUGCAUAUCGGCACGCCCACGUACAACCUGGCGGGGUCCUUGCUACUGGGCGGAUAUGAUCAAUCCCGUGUGCUGGGGGAAGUCUCGUCCCAGCCAUAUUCCGAUGAUGGAGGGUUGCCAAUCAAGCUUCGCGACAUCAGUCUCGGAGUAGUUCGCGGAGGCUCGCCGUGGUCUUCCUCAACCACGAACAGCACCACAAACAGCAACCCCACAGGUCUUCUCGCCGCCGGCAACUCCUCAAUUACCUCCAACGGAAUCACCGUCUACUCCACCCCCGGGGACCCCUAUAUCUACCUCCCCCAAAGCACCUGCGACGCCAUCGCCGCCCACCUCCCCGUCACCUACCAGAGCACCCACGGCCUCUACAUCUGGAACACCUCAAAUCCCGCUUACCGCAGCAUCAUCACCUCACCCAGCUACCUAGCCUUCACCUUCGCCAAGGACAACUCCAACCGCGCCAACAUCACCAUCAAGAUUCCCUUCGCCGUGCUGAAUCUCACCCUAACCCCACCUUUGGUCGCCCAACCGACCCCCUACUUUCCCUGCCGGGGCACCACCACCGCCGGGGCCGUCUACGCCCUCGGCCGCGCCUUUUUGCAGGCCGCAUUUGUCGGAGUCAACUGGGGCGAUAGCGGCAGUGGCACGGGCAAUUGGUUCCUGGCGCAGGCGCCCGGCCCCAAUCUGCAGACGCCGUCGACCACCGUCAUCCAGCCCGAGGAUACUACUGUCCUUGGAUCAGACAAUGGUUGGGAGGAUAGUUGGUCCGGGGUGUGGACGGCGCUCCCGGUUGCGACUGCUGCCGCGUCCGCUUCCGCUUCGACGACGAAUACCACCACUAAUGGACGUUCAUCCUGUGAGAAUUGCAGCACUGGGACACUGUCGACAGGUGCUAAGAUAGGGAUGGGCGUCGCCUGCGGCGUGGUAAGUAUAGGUGCGACCGUCUUGUUCACGCUGUGGUGCGUUACUCGUCGUCGUCGUGCCUCUCUUGAUAGGGCUGGUAGUGGUGGAGGCGGCAAGGAUUGGCCGGAUUCGAUGCAGGGUCCCAACUGGGCGGCUUAUGAGUUUACGAGUACUCUUAGUGAUAGUAGGCCCGGUGGUGGUGCUGGUGGUAGUGGAUGGCCAGCGGGUCGGCCGCGGGCUAAACCCCCUGUCGAGCUUGGUGUAUAUCGGAAUGAAGGACCGCAUGAGAUGGGAUAGAAUGUAGAAUCACGGAUUCAUCUCCGGGUUCUAUCCUCGGUGCAGCUUUUACAUGUAAAUGUGCUCUUUGUCUUGAGAACCUUACUCAAGAGGGGGUUUGGUG
This is a messenger RNA of Aspergillus fijiensis CBS 313.89, 2176 nucleotides long. RefSeq names its product putative aspartic-type endopeptidase (gene ap3). The record is from RefSeq and is a predicted model, not a curated record. Bases 241 to 2073 code for a protein of 610 amino acids. NCBI's taxonomy places the organism in Eukaryota, Fungi, Ascomycota, Eurotiomycetes, Eurotiales, Aspergillaceae. The transcript has a single exon.